AUGGAGUCUGUUCCCUCAGAAAUAUAUGAUGGAAUGCAGCACAUGUCAGAGCCAGUGUUUGAGUGUAUGUGUGAGAUUGUUGGGACCUCACAACAGCUUGCCAUCAGGAGAGAAGCAAUGGACAUCGGGGAUGUGUUAGACAGACAAGUAAAAUCUAGUAGUGGGGUCAGGGAGAUGAUAAGCGGAAGCUUUAGAGAAGGAUUUAGAUUAAAGCAAUCAGAUGUUGACUAUAUGUACUGGUCAAACAAUCAUCGAGUGAUCUUGGACAUGUCCCAGUCUAAGUAUUACAACACAGACAAUACAACCUUGAUUCUCUCUGACAGUUCUGAGAGUCCACCAGGAUUCACUCUACUUCAGUUACUGACACCAUCAAGAGACGAAGAUAUUCAAUCAGCAUGUACCAAAGUCAAAGACAGAGACUAUAUAUCUAGUUCUGUAUACAGGCAAUUAACUUGUUCUGCAAUUCUUUCUAAUGCGACUGAACAUGGACCCUGUGGUAGUAGUUCUAUGCCAGGUGGACAGGAAUAUGACACUGCCAUCUGUUUUGUUAGUGACUUUUGGCAUCCGUCUGCCUCCUCAUGGAUAAACAGAUGUCACUCAUGGCCUGAUCCUGAAGUUGUUGAUAAUAUUGUCAGAAAUGGAUGUCACUUUGUAGCAAUAGGCCACCCAUUAGGACUCCAUGAAAAGAAUGAAUGGAGAAUCUCAUUUUCGCAGGCAGAAUUUAAAAUUGUGUACUCAAUGAACCAUUGUCAGUUUCUAAUUUAUGGAUUGCUAAAACUAUUUUUAAAAGAAGUUAUCAAUAGGCAGUCAGACAAAAACAAUACCCGGCUGUGCUCUUAUCACAUGAAGACAGCAAUAUUUUGGGCAAUUCAGCAAAACACAUUAUCACAAUGUUGUCCACAAAAUUUCCUGGCCAGUUUCUGGGUCUGCUUUAAACUCCUCCUUAAAUGGGUGUAUGAGGGGGUCUGCCCCAGUUUUUUCAUACCGCAAAACAACCUGUUUAGUACAAAGAUUUGCGGCUCUGCACAACACCAUUUGUUCCGACAGUUACAUAAAUUGUACAAGAAUGGUCUGGCCUGUCUGUUACAGAGUUCCUCUAUCAGGUUCUAUCUCAUGCUUGUCGAUUCCAAUAUUGGAGCUUCUAUCUUUAAAGAUAAAUGUAUAGUCAUAUCUGAAGUUGACUUUGAUUUAGAACUUUUCGAUGAGGCAAAUCGUAUUGGUAACACACUCACACCAGAUCUUCACAGAUGUGCCAAAUAUCUACACAUAGUAGAAAUGUUGAUAGGUUCACGCCUUAGAGGAAAUCAAGUUGUCACUUUACAGAGAUUCACAUCAAUGAUCUUUCAGUUCACUGCUUUUAUAUUGCACAACAAAUUCGUUAGCACGUGUGACAACAAGCAGAUGUAUAUUGCAGACAAAAUAUCCUGUCAUAUGCUAAAACUAGCUGCCAAUUUUGGGUGUGUCUCUGAUAUGUUGUACAUUGCAAUGUAUUAUUACAAGACACUCAGAUACAGGGAAGCUUUAUCUGUUAUAGAGUUGAUAAAGAUCAAAUUAGCACAGCCAUAUCUGAUGUAUAAAGGGCAUGUGGACAGAAAGAGGUAUGCUGAAGCUAUAGGGGGACAGUCGUGGUCUAAAAAGAUGAGAAAUGCUAUGGCAAGGGAUAUCAAACUUGACAAUUCUAUCUGUUAUAUCAGAGAACUAAUACUAGAACAACAGUGUUCCCUGCAAAAUGAAGUGCCUGCAAUAUUUAUUCCUGUGUUUGUAAUGUUACACUUCCUAGAGUUCUUGUGUUACAAAUGCAUUGAUUCAACAUUAUCAAAAGCAGCUCUAAAUAGGUUACAGGACCUUGUCCACAAUGAUCAGGGAGUCUUUGUACCUGAAAUAUUUAAAGACAUUUCCUGGGAGAUCCUGGGGAUCUGUCAACAGAUUGCGGGGAACUCCCAGGCUUCUUUAUACUCAUUGAGUCAGUCACUUAAACAGUAUCCACACCAUGAAAUACAAACUGCUACACAGGGGAGACGAAACUUUAGAAUGUGGUUCAAUAUUGUCAAAUCUUUACUAGUAAAUAAAUGA
Molecule: messenger RNA, 2073 nt
Organism: Magallana angulata
Lineage: Eukaryota; Metazoa; Mollusca; Bivalvia; Ostreida; Ostreidae
Exons: 2
Coding region: 1-2073 (690 amino acids)
Source: RefSeq, a predicted model, not a curated record